UGAAAGCUGGGACGGGAACAGAGAUGGACAGAAUGUCACUGGCUGCUUAUUGUGGGAUUUGCUGUAGAAAGAUAGGAACUUUUCGGUCAGCCACUAAAACAGACAAAUCAUGGAAAGAUAUAAGAAAAAUUGCAAAGGUAACUGGCUCACUUAUUUUAGGGGGUUGUGUCUUUGCUGCAUACGAACUUCUUACUUUAAAGAGGUUGCUCUCAUUUGAUACCCAAGUAGUACAGCAAGAAAAACUGAAGUCCUACAUUUAUUUGCAAACUGCUUCUUUGGAUCCAAAUGAGUAUCAGGGUCUUAUGUAUCAAGUGAGAAAGGAACUUCACAGAGCUGCAAGGAAAAUACUAGAAACAAAUGCUAAAAUAUUUCGGUGGCCCUUUCAAGACUCUGUCAGUCCAUUUGAUGCAGAAGAGUAUGAGAGUGCCCUGUGGCUCCUUCUGAAAAGAAGCCAGUCAGAAGACAAAGCGGUUCGAAUGCAAGCUGUGCAGGAUCUGGCCUCCAAUCAUUUCUGGCGAGAUUAUCAGUAUAGGGCAGCUGCCCAAGCUAGUGAUCAGAGAACUGCAAUUGGCUUAGCACGAUGUAAAGAUGUUGACCUGCGAUUUUUCCUGCCACCACCUCCUUUACCAAAGUCAAAAGAUAUGCGCUGUCUGGAAGAUGAACUUCGAGUGCUGCUGGCAGCCUUACCUCAGACGGAUUUUGACCAGUGUGUACGGUAUUUCACAUCCUUGGCUUUAAGAGAAAGCAGCCAGACCAUUGCUGCACAAAAGGGGGGCUUAUGGUGUUUUGGUGGAAAUGGUCUGCCUUACUGUGAAAGUCUCAGUGCUGUCCCUGCUGACACAGUAGAACUCUUUUGUUUGCAAGCUUUAGUGCAACAUUCCAAGAUUCCUACUCAUUGUGAUAAAAUUGAAUCACAUGGUGGGCUUCAACUGCUGCAGAAGCUAUACCAGCUUCGUAAAGAUUCCGCAAAAAUACAAAGGAGCAUAAUUCAUAUAAUUGGAAACAUGGCACUGGAUGAACGACUUCAUUCAUCUAUAUUUCGUGCAGGUUGGGUUUCAGUACUAGCUGAAGUAAUGAAGUCUCGGCGUAUCAUGGAUUCCUCGCAUGCAGCAAAAGCCUUGGCCAACCUAGACAGGGAAACGGUCCAUGAGAAGUAUCCAGAUGGAGUGUAUCUUCUACAUCCACAAUGUCGAAGUAGUCAGCCCAUUAAAGCUGAUGUCCUUUUCGUUCAUGGUCUUUUGGGGGCAGCGUUUAAAACUUGGCGGCAACAGGACAUUCAGCAGUGUGCAGAUGAGAAGGAACUGGAUGCAGAAGAUGACUACAGUGAAUGUUGGCCAAAGACGUGGUUAGCAUCUGACUGUCCUAUGCUUAGAAUUAUAUCUGUGGAGUAUGACACCCACCUGAGUGACUGGAGAGCAAAAUGUCCUGUGGAGAGCUACAGGGAGUCUAUAGCUUACAGGAGUUCUGAGCUUCUCAAGAAACUAAGAGCUGCUGGUAUUGGAGACAGGCCUCUUAUAUGGAUGUCACACAGCAUGGGGGGUCUUCUAGUCAAGAAGAUGCUUCUGGAUGCUUCCAAGGACCCCGAAAUGGAUUCCAUUGUAAACAACACCCGGGGAAUUGUAUUUUACAGCGUACCUCAUCAUGGGUCCCGGUUGGCUGAAUAUUCAAUAAACAUUAGAUUUCUGCUGUUUCCUUCUGUGGAAGUUAAGGAACUCAGCAAAGAUUCUCCUGCACUUAAAGCCCUGAAUGAUGACUUUCUCUCAUUUGCAAAGGACAAGAAGUUUCCUGUAUUAAGUUUUGCCGAAACGUUACCAACACGAGUUGGCAGAAUGUUGAACCUGCAUGUGGUACCAGUGGAAUCUGCAGAUGUAGGCAUAGGAGAACUCAUUCCAGUAGAAGUUAGCCACCUGAAUAUCUGCAAGCCAAAGAACAAGGAUUCAUUCCUUUAUCAGCACACCCUAAAGUUUAUUCAAGAAACUUUAAAACGAGAUCUGAGAAACUGAUGAAUUGCUACAACACUUGGCUUAUUUCUUUGCGAUGUCUCAUGUAAUUCCUAGAGACACCUGUGCUGAAGCUGUACUUGUAGGGCUACGGAGAUACAGCAAUGGGUUUUAUUUGGUCUUGAACAUCUCAACUGCAGGUGUUUGGAGUAUGCUUAUAAUAUGAAAAUGCAUAAAUGCCCAGUGCCAUAUAUGUCAAAGAGAAGGUCAUCGUGGCUUUAUUGUCUUCCAUGCUCUUGUCUACAUUUACAUGGGAAUGUUGUAGAGCAGAAAAAAUCUCUAUUAAAACUUGCCAAGAAGCAUUUGCUGACCAAUAGAAACAUCAAAAUGCCCUUUGGCCUAGGAAAGUCCUCUUUCCUUAGGGAUGCUGCCAUGUUUUUCCUGUAACAAUAUUUGCCAGGCACAGGUAGUUGUUGAAAGGUGAGCGUGGGAUGAAACUUCCCACAUAGAUGCAUGAUAUAGAUCUAAUGCACUAGAAUGGAGCAUCUGACCGAGUCCUGCUCCUGUACAUAAGCACUUCAGGACUAGAAAUACUAUGCUAUCUUGUGUCAAAAUGUGCCAGAAACCAAAUACAACAAAAGAAGUCCUGUUGGUGUUUGGGAUGAAAACCCCAUAUUGUCUAAAAGGCUCUAGAAUAAGCUCCAGUAGCAUUGUGUUAGUUCACAAUGUAUUCACUAACUAAAAUGUUUCUGAAUAUAAAGUUAAGGCCAACAUUGUCUCAGUUUCCUUAAAUGGGCCGUAUUUUGUUAUACUAUUGUUAUGUUUUUAUCUUGUUUUAAUUGUUUUAAUUAUGGCU
Messenger RNA from Gekko japonicus, 2796 nucleotides. RefSeq names its product serine active site containing 1 (gene SERAC1). NCBI's taxonomy places the organism in Eukaryota, Metazoa, Chordata, Lepidosauria, Squamata, Gekkonidae. The transcript has 17 exons. The record is from RefSeq and is a predicted model, not a curated record. Bases 24 to 2003 code for a protein of 659 amino acids.